Molecule: messenger RNA, 966 nt
Organism: Fusarium musae
Lineage: Eukaryota; Fungi; Ascomycota; Sordariomycetes; Hypocreales; Nectriaceae
Exons: 1
Coding region: 1-966 (321 amino acids)
Source: RefSeq, a predicted model, not a curated record
AUGAAGAAAUCAUCUUUUUCAGACCAGAGGCGACAUGGCCAAUCUUCUCGACACUCACCCCCAUCCCGUCCUUAUGACAGCAGUCAGAGGGAAGAACUCAGAGCUGUUGCACAGGAGACUCUAGACGUCUCACGCAGUCUGAUCAGAGAACUGGGAACAAACGACUUGGCGAGGCACUCAGUCAAGUACUCGUUCGGCUCUCUUACUCGUCUUCACCCUGCCCACUGUCCAUCCUACAGACAGCGUGCUACCAUAAAGGUCGUCAACGAUGACACGCUCAACGCUGCCAUCGAGCUCUGUCGCAGGGCGCAAAAUGACACUGAACCAAAGAGUCAGCCUCCCAUUGUCGUUAACUUUGCGAAUCGCCAUUCUCCAGGUGGAGGAUGGCUCAACGGGGCUAUGGCCCAAGAGGAGGCACUAUGCUACCGCAGUACCCUAGCUCUGAGUCUCAACAAAAAGCAAUACCCCCUCGGGAGAGACGAGGCUCUCUACAGUCCCUAUGCUCUCAUCAUGCGUGAUGAUCUAUCCUCAGGCCACGGGAUAUCACCACUGCCUGCAAGGGAGCUUCCCGUGGUGAGCGCCCUGACUGUGGCUGCCUUACGCAGUCCACCAGUACAGAUCUUCACCAACGAGCCACGCAAAGACAGAAUGCGCAGAUACAAUUCUGAAGUAUUCGAAAAGCGUGUCUUUGUCAAUGAUCGAGACCGCGAUAUCACAAAGGCCAAGAUGAGACUCUGUUUGCGCAUGGCGGCGAAGCACAAGCAUGACAUGCUUGUUCUUGGCGCUCUAGGUUGUGGAGUCUACGGUAACCCACCAGAGGACAUUGCCCAUUGCUGGCUGGAGGUGCUGGGAGAAGAUGAGUUCUCAGGAAAUUGGUGGCGAGAAGUCUGGUUUGCGGUCUUUGACCCAAAGAACGAAGGCAACUUUGAGAUAUUUCAUAAGGUACUUGACGGAAAGCAAGUUUAG